AUGAUACUUAUGGUAGACAAUCUCCAAGUGACUUUACCUUUGCUGGUGGUCUCGUUGAAACUUGUUAUUAUGCGGUGGAAACAAACAGCACUUUUAUCCAUCAUAAAAAUGAUGGCAGAAGAUUGGAUGGAAUUAAAGACAAGAAAAGAAAGGGAUGUAAUGAUGAGGCAAGCACAGGUUGCUAGAAUUAUUGUCAUCAGCGGAUAUAUUCUCAUGGUAUUGGCGUUCAUUGUGGUCAUCGUUCUUCCUUAUUUUGGUUUAUCGCUAAGACGUUUGACAAAUUUGACGGACCCGGGCAAGCCGCUGCCGCUGCAGACUUAUUAUUUUUAUGACAUAGAUAAGAGUCCGCAAUUUGAACUAACAUACAUUGUUCAAGCUAUUACAGUCUUCUUAGCCGCUGUAACUUACACUUCAAUAAUUACCGAAGGAAGUAAUUUUUCUUUCGCACGAUUAUGUUUUCCAUUAAUUGGUAUCACCAUUUUGCUUUCGCAUACUUUUCUUUAUUGCGGUGCCGGGGAGAUUAUAACAAUGCAAUGCGAGGAAGUAUAUCGUGCUCUGUGCGAUCUUGAAUGGUACAGAUUAGAACCACAAUAUGCAAGGAGUCUUAUCUUAUUAAUGAUACGAGCUAGCCAGCCUGUUCGCAUCACUGCAGGAAAAAUAUUUCCACUUACAAUGACCACAUUCUGCAGUUUAUUAAAAACAUCAGCUGGUUAUAUAUCAUUUCUAUUAGCAAACCAAAAAUGA
Mycetomoellerius zeteki is the source of this 744-nucleotide messenger RNA. RefSeq names its product odorant receptor 22c-like. The coding region runs from base 1 to 744 and encodes 247 amino acids. Lineage: Eukaryota; Metazoa; Arthropoda; Insecta; Hymenoptera; Formicidae. The record is from RefSeq and is a predicted model, not a curated record. Gene Ontology annotation, cellular component: plasma membrane. Gene Ontology annotation, biological process: sensory perception of smell; detection of chemical stimulus involved in sensory perception of smell. Gene Ontology annotation, molecular function: olfactory receptor activity; odorant binding. The transcript has 5 exons.